Notodromas monacha is the source of this 2398-nucleotide messenger RNA. NCBI's taxonomy places the organism in Eukaryota, Metazoa, Arthropoda, Ostracoda, Podocopida, Cyprididae. The record is from the annotation of a GenBank genome assembly.
UUUGUUUAAUUCAUUGCAGAUAGCAUAUACUUGUUCAGUUUGACGUUAUCGAAUGAUGACUGCUACAGCAUCCCUGGGGAUGCCUCCGUCGUCCGGCACUCCAGUGGUUAAACAGGAGCGCCAAGAUGAUCCAGAAAUCGUGGCGCUCGCCGAAAAAAUGCGCGUUGCUAAUGAAGCCAGGCUUGCUCAGUUACUUCAGCGUCCUAUGGCAGCGUUACCGUUGGGCAGCAUGUUGCGCCCCGGACAACAGGCAAUCACUUCAUACUACGGCCGAAAUAUCGGGAUCAGACCGGGGUUGCCCGGAUCGGCGCAGCUCAUGCGUCCUCCUGCUCCUCCGCCACCAGCUGAUGACGAGAAUGCGCUGGAUAUCAAUUCGAAAAAGGGUCGUUUCGGGUGGCAUCCCUUCAAGAAGGAAUACAUCCCGUACAUCUUCCGUCAGGAGGAAAAGUUUUGUGCCGUACGAAUGGUGGAGACGAAACUGCUGCAUAAGUUCCUACCUCAUCUUCCGACGGACAUCGUUAGCUGCACAUGCAUCCGAAGUUAUUUCAUCACAGACGAUGAAGCCAAACUGUUGAACGAAAUUAAUGAAAAGCAUUGCGGUGGAAUGUUCUCCAAAGAGGGUCAGUUCUCCAGCAAAGAUCUGGUGGUGUUACUUAAUGAAGCGAAGCAGUUCUACGAGUUUCUCGAGACUUGUUUUCGGAAAAUCGUGCUUGGUACCCACGAUGCGAACAUCGACCGUUGCGGGUUUUUCCGGAUAAACGGCGAUUCUGUGGUACCUUACACUGUGAAAAAUGGAGACAAGUUCGUCCCGCUGUUUUAUUUCGAAGGAGAAACAGACCGAUUACGAGCCAAGUCUGUCAAGAUCGAAGGCUGGGAACUAAGCUAUCUCAAGUUUUGUUGUAAGGUGCAAGGCAUUCGAAACGAGCUUUUCGCGACGGAUUCGUGUCCAGUAGUCAGCUUGAACGAUAUCAAGCAACACUUUCCGGAAAGGACAGAUUUUCAAGAAUAUUGGCCUUCAAAUAUCGCCAUCUCCGCAAUGCCUGCUGUUGCACAGCAGAUUCAGCAAAAUGUUCACACUCAACACCGUCAGUUGGCACAGGCGAAUGUCGUGGCGCAACAGAUUCAACAGAAUGUACAUUCCCAGCAGCGUCAGUUGGCCCAGGCGAAUGUACCGAAGUUCAUGAACCAUCCUAAUCUGAAUGGUGUUGUGGGUUGGUCAGGAGGUACGGUCGCAAGUACCCAGGCUUUGAAUCCGUCGUACCAAGCGGUCGCUCGGUUUUCAGUACCGACUGCUCAGAAUAUUGUUGCUGCCCAGCAAGUCUACACCCUCGGUGGAAUGGCAGCUCCCCCGAGUCGUGUUGCUGCUGCACAAGCGAAUUCUGCUGCUUUGAGGAACAGUGCAUAUCCCUUGCAAGUUGUUGGAAAUCCCACGAAAGGGGCGCAGUUGGUUAACGGGCAAGUAGCGCAGUCUUUUACCGUCAAUAUGGACAAGUCUGGCCAGAAUCAAGCAACCGUUCAGUGGCAGCAGCAAAUCGCUCAAGCCAAUGCCAAUGGAAUGCGACGCAUGCCUGCUCGUCAGCCGCCGGCCCUUUUACCGAUGAACACUGCAGCCCUAUUGAACAACGUGUUGCGUGCACAACAACAGCAGCAGCAGCAAGCUGCUUCCGGAUCCUCGCGUGUGCAGACUGCGUUGCGGAUGCGACGUCCGGCCCAGCAAGACGAUGACAUAAUUGAUUUGUCGAGUCCACCGAGUUCCCCGUUACCCGCGGCUGGUCACAAGGACAAUCGAAUCCCGUUGCAUCAAAUUGCGCAGGUCGGGCCGGGCAUGGCGAGACUGUAUGCCGUGCGGAAGGUGCUGAUACAAAAUAAACAGCUUUACGCCAUCACCAUGGACACGAAUCAGAAUUCUGAACUGCUCGUCCGGGUUAGGGACGUGUACACGCAGUUUUAUCCCACGUGCAAAGAGAGUGACUUGCAGCGAGCUUUUCAAGUAUUAGGUGCUUCAUUGUACAAGCUGAAUGACGCGCAAACGCAAGCUUUCAUUAAUGCUGGAGUAUCAAUGCCGUCGAACUUGAUCGUACCGAUGGUUUUGAAGUCGGAUGUGGAAAGAUUCACGCUUCAAUUGACUUACAUGAUGACCCAAAAUAAUAUGGCCAAGAGACAGAGAACGCAAUGAAGCUGUUGGACAGGUCUGGAGAAACUUAAAGGCGAUUUGAAGAGAAGCAAGAGUGGAAUGUAUUCUCUGUGGAGGGUGUUGAAAUAACCUCGGAAAUUCGGAAGGAAAUUAUUUACUUCGUUGCCGUGGGUGGUGUGUUCCGAUGAAGUGAAUGCGUGAAUCGCUUAAUGCUGUGAUACUUUGUACGCAUCUGGUAAUGCAUAAUGUUCGUACCCAAUUGAA